Arxiozyma heterogenica is the source of this 2190-nucleotide messenger RNA. RefSeq names its product Pet127p (gene PET127). Gene Ontology annotation, biological process: mitochondrial RNA 5'-end processing. The coding region runs from base 1 to 2190 and encodes 729 amino acids. Lineage: Eukaryota; Fungi; Ascomycota; Saccharomycetes; Saccharomycetales; Saccharomycetaceae. The record is from RefSeq and is a predicted model, not a curated record. Gene Ontology annotation, cellular component: mitochondrial envelope; mitochondrion. The transcript has a single exon.
AUGAUUAGAAAGUGUGAGUUUUAUAAGUUGAAUAAAUUUUCAUAUAUAAAACUGUUCAAAUAUGCAGUUGUUGUGACAGGACCUAUUUUCAGAAGUUUAAGAACUUCACCAAAAGUAGCGUCUAAGAGGAAAAUCCCUCUGUCAAGUAUUAAUGAUAACAACAAUAACAGGUAUAAAUCUAUUACAAGAGGUGCGGAUAUAUCUUUUGAUUUAUAUAAGGUUAUUAACCCCUCACCAGACUCUAUUACAAUCAAUAUUAACGUUAAAAAUACAAAGCAGGAAUUGUUAAAUGUAGAUAAAUUAGGUAUUACAUGUUUUUCUAAACCUCCCGAAUUAGCGUUUGGUUUGGAUCGUGUUCUUUAUUCUCCAGUCAUAUUACAUCAACUAUACGAUAAUCGAUCAGGUGUAUAUAAUUUUGAUCCAAAAGUUGAAACAAUCUCUCCUAACUUCUUAGAAAGAAAAGUUGAAAAUAUUAUUGACUUUGGCAAAGAAAACAAAAUAAGCGGAGGGAUAUCUUUUAUUACACCACAUAAAGAUAAAAAUUUGCUUAAAAUAGCCAAAUUCUAUUCUAAAAAAUAUAUAUCUUCUACAAGUUCUAUGACAGCUGUAUUAUCACAUUUACAUUUCUUAUUAUCUAAUUUUAGGAAAUUAAACAUUAAAAACUCCAGUGUAUCCAAUACUUUCCCUCAUAAAUACUAUAAUUUCACCAGGGGUGCCCAACUUUCUGCUACAGUUCUACUUCGACGAAAAACUAACGUUAUAACAUCUAUUGAUUCAGAUAGAAGUCUAGAUAGGGAGAUUAUAUUGUCAGUAUUAGGACAUUCGCUUGAAGAUUUUUUGACUACUCGGGAUUCAGAUGAUAAAGAAGAACACUAUCAUUAUUCAAAAAUAGAUGAUUUUAUUAUUAGAUCCCAGUUAGAUGCUUAUGGGAAUCGUUUACCUGGUUCGGGGAUAUUCGAUUUGAAAACAAGAGCAGUGGUGAGUGUUCGGCAUGACUUAUCGUAUGUACAAAAAUAUGGUAAUUUCACUGGUUACGAAAUUGAUAAAGUUUAUGGUGAAUUUGAAUCUUUGGAAAGAGAAUUUUUUGAAGUAAUAAGAUCUGCUUUAUUAAAAUAUUCUUUGCAAGCAAGGAUGGGAUUCAUGGAUGGGAUAUUUUUAGCAUAUCAUAAUAUAGCUAAGAUAUUUGGCUUUCAAUAUUUACCCCUAGAAGAAAUUGACUAUAUCAUACAUUCUGGAUAUAAUACCGCUUUUAAAAAAAUAUUAGAUCAACGACAAUAUAUUUUUGAGAAAAUAUUUGGUCAAGAAGACUUUAUAAUAAACCAUCAAAGAAAUGAAAAAGAAAUUGCCAAUAAAGUAGCGGAUUCAGAAUUCAAAAUGUCAAUUGUGUUAUUGAGGAAUGUAUUAAGAUUUGUGGAGCUCAAAUUAAAAGAGAGGGAUUUAAAUUGGAAAGUUGCGAAGGUAAUUUUUAAGACCGAGAAAUUAAAAGUGAAAUUAAAAAAUGGGUAUACAAUUUCAUAUCCAGUUUUAAAUAUCUUGGCUUUCCCAUUAACUGAUGAAUAUGAAGAUAUACCAUUACCACCAAUAAGUAAUUUUGAAGAUAUUGAUUCCUUAAAAACACAACUGGAUAUAAUAAAAAACCAGUAUGAAACAUUAAUUAAAAAUGUUAAAAAGAAUAAAAGUAUAAUUGGAUUUAAAGUUCAUGUGCUGCAUAAACAAAGACAUCAUAAGAAUUCAGUAAAUCUACCUGAUUAUAUUAAUGAAAAGUUUUUAUCAAAGGAAGAACGCAAAUUUGUUAUCAAAGAGAUUAAAAAAAAUUAUUACCAAAAAGUCUUAUUUGAUACUCCUAAUUUUUUUCACCCAUUUGAUGUAGAUCAAUGGCAGAUUGAAGCAACUAUUACCCCCAUCCAUGAUACUUCAAAGAUGGUAUCAACUUACCGUAAAUAUUUAAAUGAAAAAAUAGAAGCAUUAAAAUUUCAAAGUUUUGUUAAGGAAACAGAUCAAUCUUUGAAAAGUUCUAGGAUAUCUAAAAAUAUUAAACAAUUAUUGGAAAACACGGUACCUCCUAAAAGAAAGAAGAAUGUAGACUUUAAUUCAGUUUUGGAUACUGAACCUACUGAGUUUCAAAAUGUUUUAAGAGCAUACUCUCUUAGAUGUUUAAAGAAGAAAAAACAUAGAAAUAUAAAACUAUAG